This is a messenger RNA of Gadus morhua (Atlantic cod), 2733 nucleotides long. Its product is annotated as adaptin ear-binding coat-associated protein 1. The transcript has 7 exons. Gene Ontology annotation, biological process: endocytosis. The record is from RefSeq and is a predicted model, not a curated record. Gene Ontology annotation, cellular component: clathrin vesicle coat; membrane. NCBI's taxonomy places the organism in Eukaryota, Metazoa, Chordata, Actinopteri, Gadiformes, Gadidae. The coding region runs from base 38 to 703 and encodes 221 amino acids.
GUCACUCAAUCCCCCACUCCGCAUCACUGGAACCAAGAUGGCGACGGAGGGGGCUUACGAGUCCAUCCUGUGCGUAAAGCCAGAUGUCAACGUGUAUCGCAUCCCCCCGCGGGCCACAAACCGAGGCUACAGAGCGGCCGACUGGAAGCUGGACAGCCCUGAUUGGUCGGGGCGGUUGAGGAUCACGGCCAAGGGGAACGAGGCGUACAUCAAGCUGGAGGACAAGGUCUCCGGGGAGCUGUUCGCCCAGGCGCCCGUGCAGGAGUUCCCUGGCAUCACCGUGGAAACCGUCAGCGACUCCAGCCGCUACUUUGUGCUGCGAAUUCAAGACGAAAAUGGUCGCAGUGCCUUCAUCGGGGUGGGGUUCGGGGAUCGCGGCGACGCCUUCGACUUCAACGUGGCGUUGCAGGACCAAUUCAAGGGGCUGAAGCAGGAGGAGGAGCUGAGCAGGAAGGCCCAGAGUGGAGACCCCGGCCCCAAGCUGGACCUGGGGUUCAAGGAGGGCCAGACCAUCACCCUGAACAUCGGGCAAGGCAAGAAGAGGAACAAGCCCCGCCCCCUGAGCUCUGGUGGGUUUGGGCUCCUCCCACCUCCCCCGGGAGGAAAGAUUGUCCCGCCUCCUUCCCCUGGAAUAUCCAAUCACAACACAAUUCCAGAGACGGGAGGCUCUGUAACAGGGUGUCUUGGAUCUAGACAGCAGUAACUGCAACACGGUGGUCCAGUUUGGCUCGGACCUCGGGGGAGGCUUCUCUGUAGCUUCCAGGUGGGGCUCCCUCUCUCUAAAUCACUGGUUCUCAUAAAGAACGUCUCCAAUGCUAACAUGCCAAUGAAACAUGCUAACAUAUUAAAACAACAUGCUAACACAAACUGUUAAAUGAACCGGCUGAAACAACAUGGCAACGCAACAUGCUAACACAACAUACUAACAUGGUACACUAACAUGCUAUAACAACCUGUAAACGCAACAUGCUAUCUUUGUUCAGCUCCCUGGCCUCAGCUCCUCCACCCGGGACUCCUCCACCUCCACGGACUGGAUUCAGUUCUGAACCACUCCACACCUCCUUCACCUCGCUCCACCCCUCUCCUCGAGGACAUUAGGUCGCCUCCUCCUCCUUCCCCUCCACCCAAACCGACCACAGAGUUCUGCAACCUUCUGCCCCUCCAUCCUAAACUACAGAAAAAGGUUCUAAAACUACAGAGGAAUGUUCUAACACUACAGAUGAAUGUUCCAGAAGCUCAGAAGAAUGUUCCUGAACCAGAAGAGAUAAAGCUCAGGGUUCUCCAGAGUUCUGGCCUGAAGGAGACGAGGCUAGGACAACAUCUAAGGGCUAGAGAGUACUGUGUGUGUGUGUGUGUGUGUGUGUGUGUGUGUGUGUGUGUGUGUGUGUGUGUGUGUGUGUGUGUGUGUGUGUGUGUGUGUGUGUGUGUGUGUGUGUGUGUGAGAUGAAUCUAAUGCUUGAUGCUAUCUUUUAAUAUUUUGGUCACUCAAGUGUGUUAUGAAUACGAUUUUGAAAUGUUUAUUAUAAGGUCUGGUAAUGUUUCUCUGAUGAGCUACAUGUGUAAAGCUGAAAUUAUCCGUCCCAAUAUAAUAAAUAUCCAUUUAAACAUGGGGGCCUCCUCAUUCGAAGAUGAUAUCAGAAACAAACAGGGUUUUCACUUUGAAUUGUUACUUUCACUUUAAUUAAUUAUUUAAUAAUUCAUGUUUUGAGCUGUUGUUACAAAACCUUCUUAAUGUUUCGAAUGCAAAGCAGUUUGAGCAAUGCAACUCAGGUGCAUUAUUAUAAAAAUAAAUCAUUGAAGGACCACUAGAGUCUGUGUAGCCCUGGUCACACCCAGCGAAAGCUCCGUCUGAGGCUCAGGCACCCGACAGCUUCAGGGAGUAGAGCGGGUUGGAAGGUUACCAGAAGGUUGCUAGUUUGACCCCCAGCUCUUAAGCCCAGUUCAGACCAAAGAUACACCUUGCAACGAGACGGUUUUAGAACGUCGCAGGGGCGGUGUGAACGGGUCGUUGCAAGGAGUCGCAAGGAGUUGGAAGGACGGAGUCGCCAGAGAUUGAACGUGUCAAAUCGCACGGUCCAGUUUUAGAACGCGGCCAUUUAGCUAUUUCUCUUCAGCCAAUCACAGCACAAAACAACUUGUACGUCAGAGCCUUACUAGAGUUAAGACCAUAAAUUGGUCGCGUUUCCAAAAAAUAUGACGCCUUUACAUCCAGUUAUUCAAAACCGAAUGUUGUGUUUCCCUCCACUGCUAACCCUAACCCUCCUUAUUAUUUUUUAUUAUUUUAAGACUGCCACCAUUUCAGUCUCACUAACAUAAUUAUUAUUAAUGUUGUCCCCCAAUCAGCGUGAUUGGCCAGGUGUCCCCCAAUCAGUGUGAUUGAUGAGGCCAGGUGUCCCCCAAUCAGCGUGAUUGGGGGACACCUGGCCGAAAGCCGAGGAGGCAAUAUAAAAGGACUGACAUUUGGACAGCACGGCACGGGAGCAAGGAAGAAGGUAGCGCUCUGGUCGGAGAGAGCCUAGAGGCCCACGGAGGCCCUAGAGACCGCGUUUACUUCGUGUUUGAUUUAAGUUGUAUGUAAUAAAUGCCUUGGAUGGCUUAUCCCGCACACAAACGUGUCAUUUAUCCUUGGAACCCGGCCCAAUCGAGUACCUGGUUACCACAAUAUAUAUAUGUAUACAUAUAUCUUUAUCCCUAGUGAUUGUAGUUUUUAGCUGUGUUUUUACCUUUGUUUUU